AUGGCCGCUCAGAGUUCACACGUGUGCGACUUUGAAGGAUGCGGAAAAACGUUUGGUAAGGAGAUCCGACUGGUUGAACACAAGCGGAUGCAUACGGGGGAGAGACCAUGUGUAUGCCCCCAUGAAGGAUGUGACAAAUCAUUUGUGAGAUCUGUGCAUUUAAAAAGGCACUUGUUAUCACAUGAUGGAGAAAAAUUAUUCAAAUGCAGCCAAUGUGAUAUGUUGUUUAUAACAAAACACAAUUCCAAGCGCCAUGAACAGCGGGCUCAUAAUGGGCCCUUUAAGUGCAAUGUUGAUGGUUGUGAUGAACAAUUUACUAAGUGUAACCAACUGAAAAUUCAUCAGCUGGUUCAUACUUGUGAAAAGCCCUUUAAGUGUAAAGAGCGAGGUUGUUUGGCAUGUUUUAAUGCUCCAGGGAAACUGAGACGGCACCAAAAACGACAUGAUAAAGGCUCAGUGCCCUUCUUUCCAAGGUACAGGGAUGAUGCUUUUGCCCAUGACUGGCUGCGGAAACAUGUUUGUUCUCACAAAUGCAUUCUUUUCUGUGAGGGAUAAAGUAUGCAAAUGUCUCUAGUAGGACAAUUGUUUGGGUUUAAGGCCUUUGUGGCUUCACAGAGACUUGUACAUAGUUUCCUUUGUUGCUCUAGGAAAACUUUCUCUGAGUGCCUUUCAACAGAAUGUGUCAAUCAGUACAAAGCUUCAACAUCAUCCCCCCCUCCCUGGGUAACCCCACUGGGUGUUUGAACUUCUGAAGAUUGGUUUGUUCAAAUUCCCAUAUUCCUUGUCAAAAAAAAAAAAAGACAUUUUAUUCCAUUGGAA
This is a messenger RNA of Pocillopora verrucosa, 819 nucleotides long. RefSeq names its product transcription factor IIIA. Gene Ontology annotation, cellular component: nucleus. The record is from RefSeq and is a predicted model, not a curated record. Lineage: Eukaryota; Metazoa; Cnidaria; Anthozoa; Scleractinia; Pocilloporidae.